AUGGCUGAACGAACCAACCCCUGUCGUGUUUGUCUCGGGCAAGGUGCUCGCAACAUGUUUCAUUGCAGCCCCGUCGACGAGGAAAAGUGUUCCGCAGCGUCCAUCAGCUAUCUUCCAGAGAAGCUGCAGUUCGUGACACUGUUGCAGGUAUCAGAAAGCGACGGUCUGUCUAAUUGGAUAUGCGAACUGUGCAUCAUUCAGCUGAACGUAGCGUUUCAAUUCAAGCUGCUCGCCACCGAAUCGGACACGAAACUACGCCAGCAAGUGGACAAUGCAUCUGCUAAAGUACCUGUAGAGGGCUCCUCGAUCAUGCCGGAGUUCAACAUAGAAUCAACCAUUGAAAUAAUGCCGCCGGUAAAGAUGGAAUUCGUGGACGUCGGCUCGUAUAUACCGUGCAGUCCUGCACAGGCGAUCGCGGACCAGAGCUCGGAUCCGAGUUCAUCACGAACGGCGAUGAACAGUUGCAACUCGCCAUCGACCAUGGUGUGUCUGCAGAAAGAUCUCAUCGAUCCCGAGAGAGACGCAGCGUUCAUCAAGUCUAUCAUCAAACAGAGCGAAGUGGACGUAAGCAGUCCUGCUGACGACGGCAAGAACACCACCACCGUCGGCGCAGGUACUCCCAAUGAUCCUAAGACUAAGACUGUUCCCAAAGAAAGCGCUAGCUCUGUUCCUACAUCUUCGAAGCAACAAUCGAAGGACAAACCCAGGCGCAAGCGUAGCCGGGUCUCGUCGAGGAAGGACAGUCGAAAGCGACCUCUGGAGCAGAGCAGCAAAACAUGCGAGAGUAAAAACACAGUGCAAAACAAACGUCAGCGGGUAAUGAAAUUGUUGGAAAAGCUGCGCAUCGAUAUGGUGUGCGAUUUUAACGUUGACAAGUCCAAACUGGACAUACCGAGUCCGACACGGUUGAUUAGUUUAAACAUCCCAAAGAAAAUCAUAACGCGUCGUAACUCCAUCUGUGUGUCGUAA
Anopheles nili is the source of this 969-nucleotide messenger RNA. RefSeq lists its product as uncharacterized. NCBI's taxonomy places the organism in Eukaryota, Metazoa, Arthropoda, Insecta, Diptera, Culicidae. Gene Ontology annotation, cellular component: nucleus. The record is from RefSeq and is a predicted model, not a curated record. The transcript is spliced from 2 exons. Gene Ontology annotation, molecular function: zinc ion binding. Bases 1 to 969 code for a protein of 322 amino acids.